Staurois parvus is the source of this 273-nucleotide messenger RNA. Lineage: Eukaryota; Metazoa; Chordata; Amphibia; Anura; Ranidae. The record is from the annotation of a GenBank genome assembly.
AAAUUAAAGCAUAAGCCCUGCAUACACUUUUUAUGACGUUGGAUAGAUCAUCAAGGCACCCUUUAAAAUUAUGGAAAGUACCGAGGCGCCCUUUAAAAUUAUGGACAGUCCCGAGGCACCCUUUAAAAUUAUGGACAGUCCCGAGGCAUCCAAUUCUAAAAUGUGAAAAACUAUUGUAAUACUUUUAUACAAUGCAGCAACAUCCACACAUGUAGGACACCUAACGUUAGAGAUGAUUUAUUCUUCCAAAGCAAAUACACUUUUGCAAACUAG